Messenger RNA from Rotaria sordida, 447 nucleotides. NCBI's taxonomy places the organism in Eukaryota, Metazoa, Rotifera, Eurotatoria, Philodinida, Philodinidae. The record is from the annotation of a GenBank genome assembly.
AUGAAUAAUCCAAUGAAUAUCAAUUUACGUGAAUCAGUGCGGUUAUUAAACAACGAAUUUCAAGAAAUGAAGAAAAAAUAUGAAAAUGAUUUACAAAAAUUGAAAGAUAAAUAUAAGGAACAUCUCGAUACUUUAAAUCAGACAUGGUUAAUUAUGCAUCAACAACAUCAAACGUCUCAACAAAUGUUAACUGUAAUAAAUAAUAACAUGAAACAAGUUAUAUUCGUUACGUGUUUAAAAACAACAAGAACAAUUUAUGAAGCAUUAAAUAAAAUUACAACGAACAACAAUGAAGCUAUUCAUCAAUUAGAAAAUCAAAUCGAAUAUUUACAAGAAGCUGAAUCCUUUUUUACUACACACAUCAAUUCAUUACAACAGCUCGUUGAUAAACAAAAUGAAAUUUUAAAUAAAGCACUUGAUUCAUUAUUUAAAGACCCAAAUGUUUAG